Zootoca vivipara (common lizard) is the source of this 2876-nucleotide messenger RNA. RefSeq names its product MYC proto-oncogene, bHLH transcription factor (gene MYC). Gene Ontology annotation, biological process: regulation of DNA-templated transcription. Gene Ontology annotation, molecular function: protein dimerization activity; DNA-binding transcription factor activity. NCBI's taxonomy places the organism in Eukaryota, Metazoa, Chordata, Lepidosauria, Squamata, Lacertidae. The record is from RefSeq and is a predicted model, not a curated record.
GGCCUUUUUUAUUAUUCAUAUUCUGCCGGGAUCUCUCGCUUGCUCUCUCUUGGUGCGCGUGGAUUUUUUUUUUAGAGGCGGGAUAUCUGAAUUUGUCAGCUUAGGCGAAAGUGAUCGGUUGUCUCCAGCGUGUCCGAGAGAAGCAGCCCGGCACGCAUUUUAUUUAUUUCUCUUUCAAAGGAAGCGGGCUCCCAGCGAGCUUUGAGAAGGGGGAUUUUGAUGAAGAACUAAUUUUGCAUUGUUAGUAGUAAUGGACCUAUAGAUUUCUUGGUGGAAGCGUCUAGCUGCCGCUUCCUCUCCUGUUGAAGCUUUGCAUUGAAAUUGCAUUUGCAAGCUGCUGGUAAUUUGUUCUUGCGGUUCGCGCGUGGAGAAGUUGGGGUGGGGACCCAGUUUCAGGAAAAUUGGGGGGGGGUCUCUCUUAAUCCCCCGCCCGCCUGCCCCGGGGUGGAGAGGAGAGGAGUGUUCAUGUGUUGCGCUGUCUUAAGAGGACUCUUGCAGAAGGGUUGGUUCGAACCCGUUUGGGGAGGAAGGAGAAGGGAGACCUUAAGAGGAAACAUUCCUCUUGGCGGACGCAGGAUCCUUCGCCAGGGCGCCGCCUGGGUUAAUACCCCCGGAUAUACUCCAGUGGGGCAGGCGGGGGGGAGGUACGACGGUACCUCGGGGCGCUUGUACUCCGAAGGGGCGGGGAGCCGGAGAGCCGCAGGCUCGUGGGGGCGGUAGGAGAUGGGAGUGAAUUCCAAGUUGGUUUUUUUUAAGGUGGCGCCGGUUCGAAUCCCGGGGACUCUCGGAUUCAGCUGGAGAUACUCAUUCACAGGGCAAAUUUAUGCGUGUCUCGUCGGGGGGGUGGGGGCGCCUGACGGGGCCUCGCUUGGAGUGGAUGACACAAGAUACCGGAUCCUUUCCUCUGUGUCCGAGGCACUGUCCCCAGCCACCAUGCCUCUGACGGUGCCGGGCUUCAGCCGGGCUUACGAUUACGACUAUGACUCGGUGCAGCCGUACUUCUACUUCGAAGACGAGGAGGAGAACUUCUACCUGACGGGGCACCACCGCGGCUGCGAGCUGCAGCCGCCCGCGCCGUCGGAGGACAUCUGGAAGAAGUUCGAGCUGCUGCCCACGCCGCCUCUCUCGCCCAGCCGCCGCUCGGGCUGCUUCCCGUCCAGCGCCGACCAGCUGGAGAUGGUGACGGAGCUGCUGGGCAGCGACGUGGUCAACCAGAGCUUCAUCUGCGACCCGGACGACGACGCCUUCGUCAAGUCCAUCAUCAUCCAGGACUGCAUGUGGAGCGGAGGCUCCACCGCCGCCAAGCUCCAGCAGGUCGUCUCCGAGAAGCUCGCCUCCUACCAAGCCGCCCGGAGGGACGGCGCGGCCGCGGCGCGCAGCAGCAGCAGCCUCCCGCAGCCUUCUCCGACGGCGCUCGCCGUCUCCUCCUCCUCGGCUUCCUCGUCUGCUGCCUCUUCCGCCGCCGCUUCUCCCAGCAGCGCCUACCUGCAAGACCUGGGCGCCACCGCUGCCGAGUGCAUCGACCCGUCCGUCGUCUUUCCGUACCCGCUGAGCGAGAAGUCCCCUAAAGUCGAGGUCGCCUCCCCGGAGCCUAGCCCGGCUCCCUUGCUGGGGCAGGACACGCCGCCCACCACCAGCAGCGACUCUGAAGAGGAAGAGGAGCAAGAAGAGGAAGAGGAGGAGGAAGAAAUUGAUGUGGUUACAGUAGAGAAAAGGCAGCCCACAUCGAGGAAAUCGGAGUCCGGUACGCACAGGAAGCCCCACCACAGCCCCCUGGUCCUCAAGCGGUGUCAUGUCCCCAUCCACCAGCACAACUACGCUGCCCCUCCGUCCACCCGAGUUGAGUACCCGUCCGCCAAGCGGCUAAAGUUGGACAGUGGCAGAGUCCUCAAACAGAUCAGCAACAACCGCAAGUGCUCGAGCCCGCGCACCUCGGACUCCGAAGAGAAUGACAAGAGGAGGACACACAACGUCUUGGAGCGCCAGCGGCGGAACGAGCUCAAGCUGAGUUUCUUCGCGCUGCGAGACCAGAUCCCCGAAGUGGCCAACAACGAGAAGGCCCCCAAGGUAGUCAUCCUCAAAAAGGCCACGGAGUACGUCUUGUCCAUCCAGUCGGACGAGCACAGACUGUUAGCGGAAAAGGAACAGCUGAGGAGGCGGCAGGAGCAGCUGAAAAGCAAACUCCAGCAGCUCAGGAACUCUUGUGUUUGAAAAACAAAACAAAACAAAAAAAAGCACGAGUGUUGGAAAGGGGAGACGUCUGUAGAUUGGGAUGGACAUCAUUUGAGGGGGGAAGUGUAAGAACUUUUGUGCUUUUUUUUAAAAAGACAAAACAAAGACUAUGUACUGAUGGACUCAACAAUGUGUGGAAAGCGGAAUUACUGCAAUUGCAUGCUCAACAACUACACAACCUUGGCCUGCCCUUGGUGCAGGGCUGGCCGGAACCUCAAUACUGCCUCUGAACUGAUCAAACUUUGGGCGGGAAUCUUCUUCAUGCUUUGGGGGGGAUGAACAUUUCCUCUUAAACUUUUUCUUUUUGUAUUUAAAGCGUCCCGUCCCCCUUUCCUUCCUUCCUUUCUUAAGGUGAUUUACAGGUGAUGCAGAGACGUCACCACAUCUGUAAAUAUAUUUACGCAGCCUAAUGACCUGUACAUAUCUUUAUUAAAAAAAAAUCUUUAUAGAAAAAUUUAAAAAAAACCUGCAAUGCUUAGUCGGUUGUGGCAACUGAAUUUAUAAUUGUCUUGAACCUUUUCGUGCCAUAACAUUUCACAGAAACCUUUGGUCGUUUUUAUUUAAGUAUCUUUUUGUCAAUUUUUUUUAUAGAAAUAAAUGAUUUUAUUUUGUGUUUCUAGAAAAAAUAAAAUAUUUGCCCUAAA